GCAAGAACACACUGUGCAUCUGGAUAUCUAUCUUCUCCCCCAAACAGCUCCACAAACUCUGAGAUGGAGCUCAUGGAGAAGGUGAAAAGGCUGGAGCAACUGCUUCUAAGAGCUCACAUGGUUGUUGAGGAGGCAGAUGGGAGAUAUAUCGCCAAUUCAUGGAUGCUCCUUCAUCUGAAGACGAUAGCCACAGCCAUGUACCAUGGCUACCAUGUGCUGGACACCGUCAAGUUCAAGAAGAACAAGGAAGAAGACAAUGAUCUGGUAAAUGACUCAUCUGCCUCGUGUUUUGCCAAUCCUCUCAAACGAUCCCGCACUUCUACUGUUUGUACCGAAAGAAAGAAGAAAUUCAGCAUGGAGUUACAAGAUGCACUGGAAAACCUAGAGGUUAUCAUUGGUGAUAUGAAUGAGUUUGUCAUCUUUCUAACUGGAUGCGAUCGCAUGACCCAUAAACCGUAUGAUACCUAUCUCUAUAUAGACAAUUUCAUGUUUGGUCGACAUGUCGAAAAGCAACAUCUCAUCAAUCUCUUGCUGGAGAACAACAUCUGUGGUCCUCCUGCAGUUAUUCCAAUUGUUGGAAGACGUGGAGUAGGGAAGAGAACACUUAUUAUGCAUGCAUGCAAUGAUGAGAGGGUUCGCUCUCAUUUCAAUCGUAUUUUUCACAUCAAUGGAGAGAAACUCGGGGAAAUUACAACCAAGAAUGGAGAUCUCUCAACCAGGACACUGGUAAUUGUUGAAUUUGCUUCAGAUGUUGAUGACAAUGACUGGAGAAAGUUUUAUUCGUCGCUUACGAGCCUUAACAGAGGAAACAAAGUGAUAAUCUUAACUAGAGUUAAGAAAUUGGUGAGAUUUGGAACUGUCAAGCCCAUUACUCUUGACAUAAUGGUGUAUGAGGAGUACAGGUACCUACUGAAGACACUCUCAUUUGGAAGUGCAAACCCAGCGGAUCAUCCACAGCUUGUUCCAAUAGUGGAGGAAUUAGCGAUGCUACUGGGAGGCAGACUCAUCCCAGCCAACAUAAUUGGAUAUGUAUUGAGAAAGGAUUUGAAUGUUCAGUUCUGGCUUUCCAAACUCAAAGGGGUCCGAUUUAGUAUCGAGAAUAACAUGUCAGUGUCUGGUAGCCAUCCAAACGAACUGUUUGAUCAGGGUCAUCCAGCACAUUUGAAGGAUUACAUAUUAUAUCCUGCUGCUAGUACCUCAAAUAAUGCUCCCAAAAAUGAUUUACCUUAUUUGAUAUUUGGCGACUUGCUAGCCAGUAAAAGUUUUCUACCGAAGGGAGAUUUCAAUCUAGUUUCAUGGGAGUCGAGGAUACCACCGUACACUUCAUUUGUUCACAUGGCUCGCUUUCGUCCAAGUUUUGCCCAAGAUGAAUUGGAAUCACCCUUGUUAGGAAGGAAGCAUCCAAGGCCACUUUCGUAGUCUUAUGAUGAAUAAAUUUGACAAAAUUCUGUGUGUCAUUGAUUAUAUAAUUUUUAUUCAAUCCCAUAGGUGCCCUUAGGCCACAUAGUAUGGAUCAAAACAAAAUCUAAUGGCUUGUAGGGAAUAGAGAGAAAAUCAGGAGCAUCUAAGGGUUUCAGUAAAAACCCAGGGCACGCGGAUAGUUCUCUCAACUUUAGCAUAUCACGAUGAGAUGUGAAAAACCUGUGGUGUAAUAUAGUAUUGUGUAAUAUAAACCCUUCCAAACUGAUCAUAUAUAACCCUCCU
This is a messenger RNA of Oryza brachyantha (malo sina), 1704 nucleotides long. Its product is annotated as putative disease resistance protein RGA4. The coding region runs from base 64 to 1419 and encodes 451 amino acids. The record is from RefSeq and is a predicted model, not a curated record. Lineage: Eukaryota; Viridiplantae; Streptophyta; Magnoliopsida; Poales; Poaceae. The transcript is spliced from 2 exons.